This is a messenger RNA of Vanessa tameamea, 1299 nucleotides long. RefSeq names its product elongator complex protein 4 (gene Elp4). Bases 154 to 1251 code for a protein of 365 amino acids. Gene Ontology annotation, cellular component: cytoplasm; transcription elongation factor complex; elongator holoenzyme complex. NCBI's taxonomy places the organism in Eukaryota, Metazoa, Arthropoda, Insecta, Lepidoptera, Nymphalidae. The record is from RefSeq and is a predicted model, not a curated record. The transcript is spliced from 7 exons. Gene Ontology annotation, biological process: tRNA wobble uridine modification.
UCAAACUCAUUCCACAGUUUACACGUAAAAAACGUGUAUUAAGAAACAAAAAAUUUAAUAUCUUCAUUUUUCAAUCUGUUUACUAUUCAUAAGCACUCCAAUUAUAUUUUAAAAGUACUGUCGAGGUAUUUUAAAUGGAAUAGCUUAUUCAAAAUGACAAGUUUUCAUAAAAAGUCUCUCUCUCUUUCAAGUAUUAAUGGAACAAAAUUAAAAAAUAACCUUCCUUAUAUCUCAAGUGGUAUACCAUCAUUAGAUUUUAUUAUUGGAGGAGGAUUACCUGUCGGCGGUAUUUUUCUUGUAGAAGAAGAUGUUCUAGGCAGUUAUAGUCGCGUUCUAACAAAAUACUUUCUUGCUGAAGGUGUUGUGUGUAAGCAUGACCUGUUUAUUGCAUCAGCUGACGAAAAUACAGAAGAAAUAGUCAAAGAACUGCCUCAAGUGUGCACAGUACCUUCUGAUGAGAAAGUCAAUGAAUUAUCAAGUAGUGAGAUGAAAAUUGCAUGGAGAUAUGAGGGACUUGGUCAAGUGGAAUCUUCAUUUGGUAGUAAUGCAAACUUUGGUCACAACUUCGAUCUGAGCAGACACAUCGGCAUUGAUACAAUAAACAAUUGUAAUAUCACACAUUGUAGGCUUGAACAAAAUGAAAAUAAUUUAAAUAGCUUUAAAAAUGAUCUUUACUAUACCCUUUUAAUAAAAAUUAAGGAGGGCCUCAUAAAAGAAGAGUAUAACAUUAAUAGUAAAAAUAAAAAUAUUCUCCGUGUAUGCAUUCAAUCACUGGGGUCACCUGUAUGGAUGGCAAUGGAUUGUGACCAUGAUACAAACAUUACUUAUGGACAAGAUCUUUUAAAAUUUGUAUACUGUUUAAGAGUCCUACUCCGCAGUACAAAUGCAGUAGGGUUUAUUACAGUUCCUUCACACUUAUUUGAUGAUGAUCGCAUCAUGAAAAGACUUUUGUAUUCAGUUGAUAAUGCAGUAAGAAUAGAAUCAUUUGCUGGAUCAAGCAAAGAAACAAAUCCUGUAUACAAUGAGUAUCAUGGUCUUUUUCACAUAACAAAGUUGUCUGCUGUUCAUUCGCUGGUCCCCUUUAUACCACCAAGUCUAGACCUAGCUUUCAAAUUGAGAAGGAAGAAAUUUGUCAUAGAAAAACUGCAUUUACCACCAGAACUUCAAGAAUCAAGUGAGCGUGAACAAGAUGAUAUAACAGCAAUUCCUAAGACAUGUGGUGGAUUUAAGAAAAAGGAUAUCGAUUUUUAAAAACUAUAUUGUUACAAUUUUAAAACUAAUUAAUACAUAUAUUUUUCA